UAACGAUCCGCUGACAGAUAAAGAGAAGUGUUUUUAUCGUCUGGAAACCAAAACACCCAUAGAAAAAUGGCGACACUUUCACUUCCACUCUCCCAAAACACUCUCUUUCUUCCCUAUUCUUCUUCAAAACGCCGCCGUUUUCUCUCCCAAGACCUUCUUUACCCACCCAUCAAGAUCAUCACUUGUUCUGCUAAGAGAGACCAAGUUGAUUUCUUUUGUUCUAUGCCAUUGAAGGAGCUUCAAACUGUGGCUUGUGGUCUUCUUGCUGCUUGGGCUGUCACUGCUGCUUCACCUGUAAUUGCUGCUAGCCAGAGGCUGCCCCCACUUUCAACUGAGCCCAACCGUUGUGAAAAGGCAUUUGUUGGGAACACAAUAGGUCAGGCAAAUGGUGUUUAUGACAAGCCAAUUGAUCUUCGCUUCUGUGAUUAUACAAAUGAAAAAUCAAACCUAAAGGGGAAGUCUCUUGCUGCAGCACUAAUGUCAGAUGCCAAGUUUGAUGGUGCUGAUAUGUCAGAAGUGGUGAUGUCAAAGGCUUAUGCUGUUGGAGCUAGCUUCAAGGGUGUGGACUUCUCAAACGCAGUUUUAGAUCGGGUUAAUUUCGGGAAAGCCAAUCUUCAAGGAGCUGUAUUUAAGAACGCUGUACUAUCAGGCUCCACUUUUGAUGAAGCUCAAUUGGCAGAUGCUGUUUUUGAGGACACCAUAAUAGGAUACAUUGAUCUUCAGAAGCUAUGUACAAAUACAACCGUUGAUUCUGAAGGAAGAGCUAGUCUCGGCUGUCGGUGAUUUCAGUUUGUUUUCUUUUCUCUAUUUCAUUAAUCUCUAUGUUGGCUACCAUCAUAUAUUGACAAUUAUAGAUUGAUUUCCAGUGAUAUAGAUAAUCAUGUUCAUUUAAGGCUA
Messenger RNA from Hevea brasiliensis (rubber tree), 897 nucleotides. Its product is annotated as thylakoid lumenal 17.4 kDa protein, chloroplastic. The record is from RefSeq and is a predicted model, not a curated record. The transcript has 3 exons. The coding region runs from base 67 to 783 and encodes 238 amino acids. NCBI's taxonomy places the organism in Eukaryota, Viridiplantae, Streptophyta, Magnoliopsida, Malpighiales, Euphorbiaceae.